AUGGCGGCUAAAACGACCAGAUACUCAAGAGCCAUCACGAUGAGUGCGUGCACAUAUUUGAGUGGCGGUGGACUUAAAAGAGUCUGGCGGUUUUUCAGGAGUCCGAUCGGGUCCUUGUUAGCGAAAAAGCGCAUCGGAAAUACAGCGGGCGAUCCAGCGGCAAUGCAGAGAGCCAGGAACGGGCGCCUUCCAACAACAAUGUUUCUUCUGCGCUGGGGCCAAGAACUGCCAACAUGGGAGGAGACAAGCCAACUGGCUCGUCCAGCCACCACCGGUGUAACGGUCCACGUGCGAAAUGUCUUUCGCAGCGUGGAGAUAGACGUUAUAUUCCUUGGUGCAGUUGGUGUGGAGAAUGUGAUCGAAGAUAAAGCCAAAUUCUGGAUGAAAGCCCAAAAGUACGAGGACGGGAAGAACGAUCCUGACGGAGACUAUUAUGCUAGCAUAUACUGCGCUGAGAUCGUCAACUCUUUCACCAAUCUAGCCUUCAUAUCUCUGGCAUAUAAAGGAAUUUCCAGCUGUAUCCGUAAUGGUCAUGACACGGUCUUUCUCGUCGGUUUUAUCAGCUAUCUGGUCAUCGGCCUUGCAAGCUUUUGCUUUCACACCACUCUGAAAUAUACAACGCAGCUCCUUGACGAACUCGCCAUGAUCUACACCACGUGCAUCAUGUUCUAUUCCAUCUUCUCUUACAGACGAGCUACGUCUACCAAAGUGGUAAUCGCCCUGUCAGUCUUCCUCCUAGCUAUGUUUAUCACCUUGUACUACCACUACCUCAAAAACCCGCUCUUUCACCAGAACAUGUUCGCCUUGCUCACCGCCAUCGUCUUCUUCAAGAGCAUAUACGCCAUGGAAGUCACACUUCGACCGGUAAGGCGAUCUCAGGCGAACCAAUCCCAUAAGGCCACUUCUGGAGAGCAGGCGAGGGAGGAUCAACGCGACCUAGCCAUUCUCCGGAGGAUGUGGCAGAUGCUCACCGUCAGCUUGAGCUCCGUGGGUCUCGGCUUCUUGAUCUGGAACCUGGACAACGCUUACUGUCCCAUCCUCCGGCGAUGGCGUCGAGACGUCGGUUUGCCGUGGGGGAUUCUGCUGGAGGGUCACGGGUGGUGGCAUAUCCUUACCAGCGUCGCCCAAUAUAUUAACUUGACCUGGAGUAUCUGGCUGCGGUACUGUCUUAACGGUGAACAGGACGAUGUGGAGUUGGUGUGGCCAUCGUUCUUCACGUCUGUGCCGGUCGUGGAACCUACGGAGAAGGCCAAAUCUGAAUCAAAAUUGAAUAGGAAAAAGAAGAUUUAA
Endocarpon pusillum Z07020 is the source of this 1290-nucleotide messenger RNA. RefSeq lists its product as uncharacterized. The transcript is spliced from 6 exons. Gene Ontology annotation, cellular component: endoplasmic reticulum membrane. The record is from RefSeq and is a predicted model, not a curated record. Bases 1 to 1290 code for a protein of 429 amino acids. NCBI's taxonomy places the organism in Eukaryota, Fungi, Ascomycota, Eurotiomycetes, Verrucariales, Verrucariaceae. Gene Ontology annotation, biological process: ceramide biosynthetic process; ceramide catabolic process.